CAAUUAGUUACUGGAGAGGAAACCAAGAUCAGUUCCUCCCUAUAAGAGUCUGAUGAUAGUGUUUUCCUUGGAGUUUUGCCCACAUGUCCAAUCACAAGGCAGACCAAACCAUUCCUCUCCCUCUCCCCAUCACAUGCUGUUCCUGCUCUCACUAGUUUACCACGAUAAUUUUGGCCUGAAACUUCACGGCUAUUCCAUUCCGUUCAUUCAUUCGCAGCGUUUCGCGAUCCCUGGACAGCUCGAUUCUGGAGGAAUAGUUUAAUCGAAUCCGUUGCAUGAAUGCUCCAGAAUUGUCGCUUAUUUGCGUGGCUCCAUUAUUGGCAACGAAUCCGACCAAAGGUUGGGCCUGCUUUGAACUCGUCGUGCGCGUCUGUUAGGAUACCACAUGGAGUAGCAGCCUACCAAGAAACAGAGCCUUCUUCUCCGCACUGCCUCUCCUUGCCUCACGGAUUGAGAUCAGUUGCCGGGGCAUGGUGGAUGAUCGCUGUGUGUGGCUAGCUGCCAAGACGGCACCUCUCCGGCUUCAAGCGCCUCCGGCUCUCCCCCGUUCACUCUGGCCUUCCCCGCGCCACCGCCGCCUCGCAGCUUGAGCGAGGAGCAUGCGAGUUUGCCCUCUUCCGUCUUCCCCGUCGUCGUCCUCGCGAUCGCCGCGUCGCUGCUGCGGAGGGCGUCUCCCGUAGAUAACGGCUAAGUGCUGUUCCUGAUUCCGUCCUUGAACGCCAGCACACGUGCGCAACAAGGGAUGGCCAAGAUGAGCUGCUUCCCCACUCUGCUCGCCGCCGGCAGGAAGAAGAAGAAGAGCCACAAGAUCGCCGCCGCCAAGAUGGUCAGCGGAAACGAGUGCCCCAAGGUGAAGCCGGUCGAGUUCAUCGAUGCCCCAGUUGCUCCCGGCGCCGGGGAAUUCGAGAACAAGGUCGCCGCCGCCGCGGACAUGGUUCCCGUGGCUUCCCACGAACGAGGUGAUCAAUUCGUCGCCGCCAAGGCGCCGGCUAAGGGGGGCGAUCUGUCAGAUUUCGAAUUCGACUUCCACGCGCCCAGCAAGCCAGACGGCGACGGCGCGGAGAAGCGAGCCACCGACACGGCAGCGGGCGACGCGGCGGACCCGUCGCCCAAGCUGAAGCGGUCCUGCUCCAACAUCGAGACCAAGCGGCCCGGCCCACGCGAAGCGCCGGAGAUGCCGGCGCGGUCGCGCUCCUACGGCGAUCUGGGGAACCUGAUCGGUGGCCUCGCCCUGGACGCGUCGGCAACUCCGCACGGCGCGCCGGAGGCGAGCCCGGCAUCGGUCAAGACGUCGCGCACGGCCGACCGCGUCAUGCUCAAGAAGCGGUCGUCCAGCCAGGUGCUGCCGUCGCGCAGCCGGAAGCUCUGGUGGCGGCUCUUCCUCUGGAGCCACCGCAACCUGCACCGGCCGGGGUCGGCGCGCCCGGCCGCGGCGUGCUCUCCGGGUCGCCACGGAGGAUACACCUCGGACACGCUCGAGGAGGGCCCGGCCGCAGACCGCAAGAAGAAGAAGGUCAUGGUUGACGACUCGCCGUCGCCGCCGCCGUUCGCCUCGAACCAUUGGGUCGCCUUCUGCGCCGAGAACUCCCUCCACGACCGCGUCAGCGCCUGGGUGUGCAGCAUCGAGAACGAGCCUCCGUUCCACAUCGCCGAGGAGGACGAAAACUACGACGGAGAGGACAACACGGAUGACGCCGGCGAUGAGCACGGCGAGUGCGCGGCGCGCCCGCGCCCCGUCGAGCUCGGGGAGUCAUCUUCGGGGAAGAACCACGGCAAGUCCAAGCGCUGCGCGGCGGGCGACGAGGUCGUCCAGGCCAACACCAUCGUGCAGUCCCUGAACGCCUUCUCGUCGGUGGCGCACAUAUCUGGGAUGGGGCUCAAGGUCAUGCCAAUGAUCGCGCCGUUCUCGAGCCUCCGAGCCGUCAACCUCUCCAGCAACUUCAUCGUUCAUAUCUCCCCAGGAUCGCUGCCGAAGGGCCUGCACUCGCUCGAUCUAUCGAGGAAUAAGAUUGCAAACAUCGAGGGGCUCCGGGAGCUGACGAAGCUGCGCGUGCUGAAUCUCAGCUACAACCGGAUUUCGCGCAUCGGGCACGGGCUGUCGAACUGCACGGCGAUCCGGGAGCUGUACCUGGCGGGUAACAAGAUCAGCGACGUGGAGGGCCUCCACCGGCUGCUGAAGCUGGCGGUGCUGGACCUGAGCUUCAACAAGAUCACGACGGCCAAGGCGCUGGGCCAGCUGGUGGCCAACUACCACUCCCUCCUGGCGCUCAACCUGGUGGGCAACCCGGUGCAGGCCAACGUCGGCGACGACGCGCUGCGCCGGGCCGUGACGGGCCUCCUCCCGAGCCUGGCCUACCUGAACAAGCAGCCCGUGAAGCCGCAGCGCAGCGCGCGGGAGGCGGCCACGGACAGCGUCGCGCGCGCCGCGCUCGGCGGGUCGGGCUCCGGCAACCGGAGCCUGCGGAAGAGGCCGUCGCGGCGGCUCACCCAGAGCCCCCGGUCGUCGUCGCUGACGAGGGGCCGCAGCGGCGGCGGGGACGGCAGCGUGAGGAGCAGGUCCAAGGGAAGGCACCACGGCUGAGGCAGGACGAGGAUCGGAGGAGCUGAUGAAACGAAAAUGAAUUGCUGCGUGUGACGUUUUGUGCAUGCCUGCCUGCCCGGAUUUCGCAGAGCUGCGAUGGGACUAUUGAUCUGAAUUACUACGGGCUUGAUGAUGGAUUGUUUGUAGAUGCAAAAGUGCGAUUUAAGAUGAUGAUGCCAGCGUUGCGCAAAUUCUCGGAUGAUUAA
Molecule: messenger RNA, 2787 nt
Organism: Panicum virgatum (switchgrass)
Lineage: Eukaryota; Viridiplantae; Streptophyta; Magnoliopsida; Poales; Poaceae
Exons: 4
Coding region: 743-2581 (612 amino acids)
Cellular component (GO): cytoplasm
Molecular function (GO): protein kinase binding
Source: RefSeq, a predicted model, not a curated record